AUGGCCGACGUGGUCACUCAACGGGCUCAUUACAGCCCGCCUUGGGCCGAUGUCUCUAUCAUUGGAAUAGCAGGCAGCUCAGGGUCAGGUAAAUCAACACUAUCUCAUGCGAUUGUGUCGAAAUUGAAUCUACCGUGGGUUGUAAUUCUGUCAAUGGACUCUUUUUAUAAGAGUUUAGAUGAAGAAUCAUCAAGGAAAGCUUUUCGAAACGAAUACGACUUUGAUUCUCCCGAUGCCAUUGACUUUGAUGUUCUCGUGGACCGGUUGCGAGAGUUGAAGGCUGGAAAACGGGCGGAAAUUCCCAUAUAUUCAUUUGCGAAGCACGCACGGGAGAAAGAGACAACUUCCAUCUACUCCCCGCAUGUCCUUAUCCUGGAAGGGAUUUUUGCAUUAUACGACCCGAGAGUUUUGGAGCUCCUUGACAUGAAGAUUUUCUGUGAAGCGGAUGCCGACACCUGCUUGUCGCGAAGAAUCCUCAGAGAUGUCGAGGAGCGUGGCAGAGAUAUCAAAGGCUGUAUCAAGCAAUGGUUUGCAUACGUCAAACCGAAUUUCGAAGCAUAUGUUGAGCCUCAGAGGAAGGUUGCUGACAUUAUUGUGCCCAGAGGUGUGGAAAACAGGGUCGCGAUUGGUAAGACUUCAUUAUCUUCUCAUACGUUCCAACUAACGUAUGGCAAAGUCAUGGUGAUACAAUAUAUUGAGCGUAAACUUAUCGAGAAAUCCAAGAGCCACAGAGCAGCGCUCAAGAAGCUGGGCCAAAGCUCGGAAAACGAUGCUCUAUCGGAGAAUGUGAUUCUCCUUAAACAGACAUCACAGGUUCGGGGUAUGAAUACCAUCAUACAGGAUAUUGAUACAUCAGCAGAAGACUUCAUCUUCUAUUUCGACCGCAUCGCAGCUCUACUCGUCGAGAACGCUCUUAACAACAUCUACUUCAAAUCAGUAACCGUCGAAACCCCCACCGGCAAUAAAUACCACGGCCUCCACGCAACCGGCGAGACCAGCGCAGUAGUCAUUCUCCGCGCCGGCUCCACCUUCGAGACCGGCCUCCGGCGCGUCCUCCCCGAUUGCAAAACCGGCCGCCUACUAAUUCAAUCCAACAUCCGAACCGGGGAACCCGAGCUCCACUACCUCAAACUGCCCCAAGACAUCCGCACCCACGACGGCGUGCUCCUGCUCGAUCCCCAGAUGUCGAGCGGCGGAGCAGGCUUGAUGGCUGUGCAGGUGUUGGUGGACCAUGGCGUGCCCGAGGACAAGAUCGUCUUCGUCACGUAUUUUGCCGGCAGGAUUGCGCUGAAGGGCCUCACGAAGGUGUUUCCCGGUGUGAAGGUCGUGGUGUGCACCACGGUGCCGGAUUUCGAGGAACGGUGGGUGGCAUCGCGCUAUCUGGGUUGUUAG
This is a messenger RNA of Lachnellula hyalina, 1392 nucleotides long. It is a transcript of the gene UCKL1, whose product is annotated as Uridine-cytidine kinase-like. Gene Ontology annotation, cellular component: cytoplasm. NCBI's taxonomy places the organism in Eukaryota, Fungi, Ascomycota, Leotiomycetes, Helotiales, Lachnaceae. The transcript has 9 exons. The coding region runs from base 1 to 1392 and encodes 463 amino acids. The record is from RefSeq and is a predicted model, not a curated record. Gene Ontology annotation, molecular function: kinase activity; ATP hydrolysis activity; ATP binding.